CCUGGAUCCUGUAGGUGCAAGGCGACAGUGCUAACCACUAAGCCAACAUACCACCUGCACAGGAAAACUGUUCCAGUCUCAUCACUCCACUCUUAGAGAGAUAUUAUCUCUCACCUAUGUAUGGUCUGGAAUUUACCAUUGGCUUCAUUGGCAACCUAGUGGUGGUCCUAGGCUAUAUCUUUUGUCUCCCUGCAUGGAAGUCUACAAACGUGUACCUUUUUAACUUGUCUGUAUCUGACCUUGUCUUUCUGUGCACACUACCUGAGUUGUCCUAUAAUUAUGCGCACAACCAGGAGAAAUUUAAUCCUUCUCUAUGUGUGGUUAAUCGCUACAUCCUUCAUGUGAACUUGUACUCCAGCAUCCUGUUCAUGAUGUGGGUAAGUGUGGACCGGUUCUUGUUGAUGUGUCACCCCCAGCGACAACACAUCUUGUUAACUCUCAAAGCUUCGCUGUGCAUCACCAUAUUGAACUGGAUCUGGGUGAAUGCUCAGAUAGCUCCCCUUAUUAUUUUUAUUAUUCAGGACUUGGAGCAAAAUUCUUGGACAUUGUGUCAUGAUUUUGGGAGCCUUGGACUAGCCAAAAAUACUCUGAUCUACAGCAUAGUGCUCACCAUAACUGGAUUCUUGAUGCCACUGAUGGCUUUGUUUCUCUCAUCUCAAAGUAUGGUUUCUGUACUAAGGAGAAGAGAGGAGAUGCGUGGCACAUCCUUCCAAAGGCCAGUAAGAAUUGUGAGGACUGCAGCAAUUAUGUUUCUGGUGCUCUACACACCCUACCAUGUAAUGAGGAUUGUGCGAAUUGCAUCUCGUCUUGAUCAUUUAAAUUUGUCACACUGUGUCAUGGAUUACAUCAAUGCAGCUUUUAUAAUGACACGGCCAAUUGCAUUUGCUCACAGUGCCAUCAACCCUGUGUUUUACUUCCUCAUGACAGACAGCUUUAAAGAAGCUCUGCAGGACAGGUGGCGGCAGUUUAAAAGGAUGCUAAGGGCUGCACCAUAAGCAAGUCUGACAAGCAA
Molecule: messenger RNA, 1012 nt
Organism: Clarias gariepinus (North African catfish)
Lineage: Eukaryota; Metazoa; Chordata; Actinopteri; Siluriformes; Clariidae
Product: succinate receptor 1-like
Exons: 2
Coding region: 117-995 (292 amino acids)
Biological process (GO): G protein-coupled receptor signaling pathway
Cellular component (GO): plasma membrane
Molecular function (GO): G protein-coupled receptor activity
Source: RefSeq, a predicted model, not a curated record